Messenger RNA from Solenopsis invicta (red fire ant), 3292 nucleotides. RefSeq names its product dual specificity protein phosphatase MPK-4 (gene MKP-4). Gene Ontology annotation, molecular function: protein tyrosine/serine/threonine phosphatase activity. The transcript has a single exon. Bases 1421 to 2458 code for a protein of 345 amino acids. The record is from RefSeq and is a predicted model, not a curated record. Gene Ontology annotation, biological process: protein dephosphorylation. Gene Ontology annotation, cellular component: nucleus. NCBI's taxonomy places the organism in Eukaryota, Metazoa, Arthropoda, Insecta, Hymenoptera, Formicidae.
AGUGAGUCACUAAAUCAAACGACGUUAAUCCUUCCGUACGCAAAGGCAUGCCUCCAAAGUAGAUUGGCCGUUUAUACCAUAUAUUUUUAUCGGCAAGGAUAAUCUUUUCUUUGCCCAGGCAAGUUCAUUUUAUUUAUACUUUACACAUAUUGAUUUUGCGACAGCCAAUUAUUGUGCACCCGUCCGUAUCGUCCUUACACAUUUAAUGCUGCUCGCAAUCUCACACGACGUAUCCUAAAUAGUAAAAUCUGUUAGAAAUAGAUUUUGCAAAGUGUCUGUGUUAAUCUCGCCAGCGAAAUGCAAACAGAAAUAUUACAGAAUCUGCAAGCGUGUUAUGCCAACAGAUUGAUUGAAGAAAUAUUUCAUUUAAGUGGUUAUGAAAUGACGUAUUCUGCUUAGUUUCUAUCUGGUAGAACAAUGCAUUCAAAUCCUGGAAUGCUACUGUGGAUAAAUUUUCACCCAAGUGUUAAUUCAAGUUUAGUACAGUUAUUACUAUUAAAAUUUUAAUUUUAAAAUUUAAUAAGAUUUUUUAAAUUAAAAAAUAAUGCUGGUUUAAUUAUUCUAACAUCUUACAUCCUAGACAUAAAAGAGAGUAUAAAAAAAUAUUCUUAAUUAUAAGUAAAUAUUUUUAUCCAAAGCAGUGUUAAUACAAAAAAAUAUGAAUAGUAUUUCAGGAUCAAUGCAGACACAGUUGAUACCUAUCUACUGCAACCGUUCUGUUCACAUCUGUUUACAAACUGCUGAAAUUUCACUUACUAGAUGAAUAUUUAGCUUGAACGAUUUAAGUUACACCCUGCUAAUGUUUUAUUUAGCAUUGUAUAAUUUAUUUAUCUUUUCAACAAUUGUAUUUAUAAAACUUAAAUAAACCCUUUACAACGGAAGUAGUGCAAUGACGAAAAAUCUCUCUAAUUGGAAAAAUGUUAGUAAAAAGUUUUUUUACUUUGAUUUUUUACAACUCCUUUACAACUGAUUUGAUUCAUAUCUUGCCUCACUGGAGCUAAAGCAACAGCCUUACAUAUCUAUUGGCGAAAAUAAAGUUUGAAAAAGUUAAAUUAUUUCUGGGAAACUUUACAAGCAGACAGACAAAUGAUGGAUGGCCAGACCAAUACUGUAAAAUUAUAAAGUAGUAAAAAACUAUAAAGUAGUUUGCUACAUUGUGCUAUUUAAUAACUGUAAUUAGAGCUAAACAUAUAAUAAAAAUUUAUUUACUUCCUAGUUUCUCCUUAGUUCCUGUUACAAGUGUUGUAAAUAUUAUUUGUCAAUGUGGAAUGCAUUUAAUAUUGUAAUUUAAUCUACAAUUUGUUUUGGAUGUUUAAUAACGGAAAUAACGAACGACGGAGUAGAUAGCAAUCUUAAUCGUAAGAUUAGGUUCAGAAAUACCCUCCUCCGCAGCUUCGCUCAUGAUUACAGAAUUCUGAGCAUGGCGCAAGAAGAUACGAAUAAGCUAACAAGAGAAGAUUUUGACGCUGGCCCAUGCAGCUUUGAUGAGAUCGAGCCGGGUUUGUUCCUGGGUAAUCUCACGGCCGCCACAGAUGUCGACUGGCUGAAGGAAGCUGGAAUAACUCAUAUACUAACAAUAGACUCUUGUCCGUUGCCAAGAAAGAUCCAGGAACGUCUUCCCAAUUUAAUCAUAAAGUACAUUCAAAUGACGGAUAUGCCACGAGAGGAUCUGCUAACGCACUUUGAAGAUUCUUACGAAUUCAUCGACCGUGCCCUCGACUCCGAAGGCAGGGUGCUGGUUCACUGUUACUUUGGCGUGUCACGAUCCGCCACUGUUAUCAUUGCGUAUACCAUGAAGAAGCACGAACUGAGUUUUGCCGAUGCGCUCGAAAUGGUGAAGUCAAAGCGCCGCUUUGUCGCGCCGAACCCUGGCUUUAUGGCGCAGUUGCGGCUCUACGAGGAUAUGGACUGUGGCGUUGACAGUACCCAUGUACAGUUCAAGAUGUAUCGGUUGCAGAUCGCCGCCGACAAGGUGCGCAAGGCUCGUAUUCUUCCCCAGAGCUGUAUCGACUUGGUGAAGCCAGAUCCUGCGCUGACAACCGUGCGUCCUGAGCCGUCGGUCUAUCGUUGUAAGAAGUGCCGUCGCAUCGUGGCGAGUGCCAGCAACAUCUUGCCUCAUGCGCCGCGUGAGAAACAGAUCUGGCGACAUAUCAGUGCCAAGAGCGUCUCGAAGGACGGCGAGAACUGUGAUAAAUUAAUCCAGCGGAAAGACGAGUCGGCGCGAGUCGAGCUCUGCGACAAAAUCUACUUCAUAGAACCCUUGGCCUGGAUGCCUGACAUUACACACAAUGUCGAAGGCAAAUUGAAUUGCCCUAAAUGUAACACGAAACUCGGUUCGUACAGCUGGAUUGCCGGCAGCCAGUGUCCCUGCGGGAGUAAGAUUGCACCGGCUUUUUACCUGGUGCCGUCCAAGCUCGACUGGAGCAACGUUGUGCAGAACGUUCAAGUAACGGUAUAGUAUUAAGGCGUUUAAUAAGAAAUAUAUUAGAAAUAUAAAAAAAAAAGCAAUCAACCUUGGAUAAAUUUAGAAGAAAUUUUCCAAGGAUUUUAAGGUUUUCGAGAUAUCAAGGCAAUACAGAUCAGGAAGUACAUUGUGAAGAUGUUGAAAAAGCGUUGAAUACUUUUAGACGCUAUAACGUUUUGGAUGCCUCGCAGGUAUCCUUUUGAUGUUUUUUAAAUGUUUGUCUUGUUAAAUUAUAAUAUCAUUAUGGUCCAAAUGGUUGACGUAGAUAUUGAUAUUUAACCCUCGGCAGGUAAUAUACAUACAUCUUUUCACGCUGCUAAAUUUUAGGUUUAAAUCAUUCCAUGUAAAAUAUCGUCCAAAUUAAAAAAAUUUAUUAAAAAAAGAAUUUUAAUCGUAUUACUUUAUGAAUGUGAGACUUUGCAUUAUUUUCACUUCACCUGAUUCCACCCAAAUUUUGUAGCACGAAAUUCGAAAAAUGCGAACUACUUGCCGAGAGUUGAGAAAAUGCAUUUUAAGAGUGAGACAAAUAUGAUCAAUAUGUACGUCAGCCGACUAUAUAUUCUAAUCCUGUGCCAAUAUAUAUUUCGAUAUGUGUACAUAUAUACAUGUAUUUGUUACAUAUAUCUGUAUGUUGUGUACUUUUCUGAUUAUAUAUAUAUCAAUGAGAAAACAUAUUCGAAGACAUUCUCCGAUCUCAAUGUUUUUAUUGCACACGACGUUGUCUUCGUCAAUACCGUCUACAUAUAUCUAUGUAAGGCCGUAACUCCCUGUAGAAUAUCGUUUUCUGUAUAUCCUGUACUUAAAAAUUAAAAUAUUGCGAUGUUCCAA